Plutella xylostella (diamondback moth) is the source of this 5416-nucleotide messenger RNA. Its product is annotated as cGMP-specific 3',5'-cyclic phosphodiesterase. Gene Ontology annotation, biological process: signal transduction. The record is from RefSeq and is a predicted model, not a curated record. NCBI's taxonomy places the organism in Eukaryota, Metazoa, Arthropoda, Insecta, Lepidoptera, Plutellidae. Gene Ontology annotation, molecular function: protein binding; 3',5'-cyclic-nucleotide phosphodiesterase activity.
CGGGGCGCCCGGUGUACCUCGGAGCCUCCGGCCAGCCCCGGCCUUCAGUCUGCCUCCGACCACCGCGGUGCCCGCACGCCCGCGCUCGCAACGCUCACCGCACCGCGUGAUCAAUGCACUUCUAUAUUUAAAACAAAACCGUGUUGACGUUAAUGUGGAUUAAAGUGACUGUGUAACAUUGAUGCCAGAGCUCCGGUGUCUGAGAGGUGUUUGCGACGCAGUCGGUUUUGCCCCCCCUGUAACGGGAACGUUUGGGGUUCAUACUGAAUUUUCAGCGCUAGUAAAGCCAAAUUAAAUGAAGACAUGUCGCUGAGAACAACUGAAAUUGUGGCAUCUCACUUGCAAACCCACUGAACUGCCAUGACCUCAGAAGAACCACUCAAUGGCGCCCAAAACACGGAAGAAUCGAAAAAAUCAGAUGACUGCGCAAAAUUCGGAGACCCCACCCCCAAAAACAACAUCAAAACAGACGCAGAGGAUGAAAAGAAAAGAAAAUCUCACGAUCUAAUGAGACUCGUCUACGAACUACCUGAAGAAGAAGUGAAGCCACCAACCAACAACAACAUGUUGAAAGAAAACCCACCGCUAACAAUAGUAGAGAUAACGGAACAAAAUGGUUGUGAAACAGAACUGGAUAGAGUACGGGAAGAGUGUGACGUUUACUUUAAAGUCAUCGACGAUUCCGCGGGAGACGGCCUCGGCAAUAUGGUUGUAUACGACCCCUUAGCUAAUAAUGACAUAAUACUAGAGGAAUACAAAGAAGUGAUAGACCGGCCGUCACCGGACGAAUGCUCUGAUGACGACCUCAAUGAAAUCAAAAGGAUAUUGGAAAGCAAACCUAAAGUACUCGAGAGAUACUUGAGAGAAUGCGCGACAGUCGAGGAAGUGAAUAGAGUUCAUAGUGUAACGUCUACUGGGCCGCUGUCACCGAGGCCGAAUUACGAAGCGAGAAGUACUUCUGUGACGUCAGACCUGUUUCAACUAUGGCUCGCCUCCUCUCCCGUUAAGAGGUCGCGGUCGCCGAGCGCGUCGGCGCAGCGGCAGUUGGACGAGGCCGACCUGUUCAUGGACCUCAUCAAGGACGUGGCCAAUGAACUGGACAUCGACGUGUUGUGCCACAAGAUCCUAGUGAACGUGUGCCUGCUGACGUCGGCGGACCGCGGCAGUCUGUUCCUGGCCAAGGGGACGCCCCCGCAGCGCGUGCUGCAGGCCAAGCUGUUUGACGUCACGAGGGACACCGACCUGCACGAUGCGCUCCGCACGGCGCGCUCGCAGGAGAUCCGAAUUCCCUUCGGCGUCGGCGUGGCGGGGCUGGCGGCGCAGACCAAAUGCCCGAUUAACAUCAAGAACGCUUAUGCUGAUCCUAGGUUCAACAGCGAGAUCGACGCUCGCACCGGCUACAAGACGGAGCUGAUCCUGUGCAUGCCCAUCUGCAACUACGAGGGGGGCGUGGUCGGCGUCGCGCAGAUCAUCAACAAGACUGACGGCUCAAAAGAAUUCUCGCCGCGAGAUGUGGAAGUCUUCAGACGGUACCUGACAUUCUGCGGCAUCGGCAUCCAAAACGCCCAGCUCUUCGAGUCAUCAGUCCUGGAAUACAAACGCAACCAGAUCCUAUUGGCUUUAGCCAGAAGUAUCUUUGAGGAGCAGAGCAACUUGGAGUGUUUGGUGACGAAGAUCAUGACUGAAGCAAGGGAGUUGUUGAAGUGUGAAAGAUGUGCGGUGUUCAUUUUGGAUACUGACCAUUGUGAGUCGAGCCACUUGGAGCGUAUAGUCCAGCGGCCGGGCUGCCAGCAGUCGACCACCCCCGCGCUGCCGCCCCCCGCCCCCACUCGCUUCCACACGCUCUUCGAGUUGGGAGCGCAGCAGACGCGGCGCACGCUCAGCCCUAAACAUGAUAAUAAGUCUACGCUCGCUUGCAUCGCUUUGGCUGUGGCGCAAACGAACAAAGCGCUGAACAUAUCAGACGUGGACUGUUGGCGGAAGGAGAACAUGGUGGUGACCGACCAGGCCAGUGACGACGCCAUCGACAUACGCACCAUGCUGUGUAUGCCUAUUGUUAAUGCGAAUAAGGACGUGAUAGGUGUGGCGCAGCUGAUUAAUAAGGAGAACGGGUCUCAGUUCACGGAGAGCGACAUCUCGAUAUUCGAGGCGUUCGCGAUAUUCUGCGGGCUCGGCAUCCACAACACGCAGAUGUAUGAGAACGCGUGCAAGCUGAUGGCCAAGCAGAAGGUCGCUCUCGAAUGCCUGUCGUACCACGCCACGGCGGCUACAGAAGACACAGUCAAACUGUGUCAGGACUUCAUCCCGUCGUCUGAAACCUACAACCUUUACAGUUUUCAGUUUCACGACUUCGACCUCACGGAUGAAGAUACAUGCAGAGCGACACUCCGAAUGUUUUUACAGUGCAAUCUGGUUGAAAAGUUCCAUAUACCUUACGACGUUCUCUGUAGAUGGACAUUAAGCGUUAAGAAAAACUAUCGUCCAGUAAAAUACCACAACUGGAGACACGCUCUAAACGUUGCCCAAACAAUGUUUGCUAUGCUGAAGACGGGAAAAAUGGAAAGGUUCAUGUCAGACCUAGAAAUUCUAGGGCUUCUAGUGGCCUGCCUUUGUCACGAUCUUGACCAUAGAGGGACGAAUAAUGCCUUCCAGACGAAAACUGAGAGUCCUCUAGCAAUACUUUAUUCAACAUCUACGAUGGAGCAUCACCAUUUCGAUCAGUGUGUUAUGAUUUUGAACAGCGAAAGCAAUAAUAUUUUUCAGGCCUUAUCACCGUGCGAUUACAAAGACGUGAUGCGAGUCGUUGAGACGGCCAUUUUAUCAACGGAUCUCGCGAUGUAUUUCAAGAAGAAAUCGAAAUUUCUAGAUCUAGUCGACAACGGAGAAUUUGACUGGCAGAGCCCUGAGAAGAAAGAACUACUAUGCGGUAUGAUGAUGACAGCCUGUGACGUGUCAGCUAUAGCCAAGCCGUGGGAGGUCCAACACAAAGUGGCCAAGUUGGUGGCCGAUGAGUUCUUUGACCAGGGUGAUCUGGAGAAGCUACAGCUCAAUCAACAGCCUAUAGCUAUGAUGGACAGAGAAAAAAAAGACGAGCUGCCGCAAAUGCAAGUAGGCUUUAUCGACAUGAUAUGCCUACCGUUGUACAAGGUCUUAUCUGAAACUUUCCCGUGGAUUCAGCCAUUGUACUUGGGCACCCUAGAGAACCGACAAAGAUGGCAGGAUCUAGCUGAAAAAGUUGAAAUGGGUCUGACUUGGAUUGAUCAUGACACUAUUGAUAAGCCUAUUGAGGAAUUUACUGCACUAAACGAGCCAAUAAAAGAUGUCGAGUUUACAGUGACAACGUUGAACUGUACGAAAGCAGCGACCGAAAAUAACAGCUUAGUUUUAGCAAAACCAUUCAAAACUUCUUUCUCGUCUUUCAAAAUAAAGAAGACGCCAAACCCUAUGUCUAGGCCACCAAGAAGAUCACUCUAUGCAGCAUCCAGCUCACACAGGCCUGAUAAAGAAGGAUCCAUAAUGAAGAAGGCACUGUCAGUGAAAAACGACACUCGGAAUAAUCACACGACAACCCAGGUGCUACCUGAAGAGCCAGAAGUGGUAUCACCGACUGCACAUGACAACAAGAUUGCGCACAAACACAAAGGAAGACUUUGCCACAUGUUGUGACGUUUAAGUUUUGGCUGGGGAAGCCAAAGCAGUUCAGACCGAGAAAAAGACAAAACGGACAGAGUCAAACCGUCCAAAUCAAUCGACUAACUAUUUUAACUCCAUGUUGUGAACUAGACUAUCGUCUAUAUAAAGUAGCUACACUUUUACGGUAAUGAUAACUUCCGCUACUUCAUUAGAUAUUAUAUGAAACUUUCAGUUUAUAUUAAAAGUGAAAUAAUUGUUGUGUAAUAUUUCAAAUCCAAUACUACGGAAUUAUGAGAUUCAGUGAAGGUUAGUAACUUGAUGAUAAGCAAAGCUAAUAUCUGAAGUCGUAAAAUAGAUGGAAUAUUUUUUAGUAUGUGUUUUAUUAGUGGUAAUGACUUUUAAAAAAUAGAUUGGUCAGAAGACAUUUUACUAAACUAAUAAAAUAGUAUGUAGUUGUGUUUUAUCUUUACCUCAUUUUGACGGUGAAAUGUUUCCUGUGACAUUAGGUAAAUGUUCAUCUAAAUAUUGAUGUAUUAUUUACAUAGACUGUGAUCUAGUAUUGUACUUUACGAAUACUAUUUUAAAAAUUAUUACUAUUACAGAAUGUAGGUAACUAGCUUCUACAAUUUUUCUACUUGAUCAAUUUUCAAUUGUUCUAAAAUUAUUAAAUAGACGUUGGCCUGUGAAAAGUUGAAAUAAGGUGUUAAGAUAAAAUCGUGUUUAGUGUCUAGAGACAUUAAUUUUAUUUCAUGAGUAUUUUAAAAUUGUGAUUUAUUUUACAGUAAAUUAUAUUUGUUGACAUUACCAUAAAUUAAUGUGAAAGUAUUACGAUGCUAGUCGAAGUUGUAGAUUAUUAUUUAAUACUUGUUAAAAAAUGCUAUUUAUUAUCCAACAUUGAAAUAUUAAGAGCACUGUGUGUAAAACUAGGAACAUAAAUAGUGUAUCUACAUGAUUAUAUUGGUUUGGUUCAUCACAACAAAAUAUAGGUAUAAUAAUAUUAUUAUAAAUAAAGGUACUGUUUUAGAUUCACAUUUCGUCCAUAUUUCUUAUGACGGAUGCCUUAAUUGUGCAAUAUGAAAUUAAUAAACUAUUUGUGUUGAAUCAUUAAUUUCUUCAAUUGAAUGCAUUUAAAAUGCAAAUUAAUCUAGUUCGUUAUCUUUUUACCAAGAAUACCUAUGUUAUUAUAUCAGAUGUUUUUUUUUAUAUAAAAUCAUCAGGUUUUAUUUUGAUAUAUUUUUAAGUUUACAAGUAUCUAGUUGGAUAAGUAUUUAUUUUUGACGCAAUCAAAGUUACCUGUUUUAUUUAUAAUUUAACUUAUCGUUCUGUGACAAAAAAAUACUUCAUUAGUGUCAAUUUCAUUGUUGUUGCUAACAACUUGUAAGAUGUCCCUGAGUCAACCCCUGUCGGCUUAGUAUACGACUUUUGCAACAUCCUGUAUAAUUUACAAACAAGGUGUGUUUUGAAAAAUGUAGCCAUUGAUGAUUUCUUCAGCUUUGGACAAAAAUCCCAAAAUGUUUGCAUUCACAACUUAAAUUGAACUACAUCUGAACUACCGAUAGUAUAUUUAUUUAUUGAAUUUUUUUUCUUGGUCAAGUUUCACUACCGAUAACGGUAUUGUUUAAAUAUUUGUUGAUUAUUUAUGUUUUAAAUUAAUUUAUUGAAACGCGUAGGCUAAAACCAAAUGUGAAAUUAUCCUUAAAUCAUUCUAAAAGUGACAUUGUUAUUUUCAAAAUGUGUAUAAAAUAUUAAAUGUGUUUCGACAAAUAAAGAUAUUGUGAUCCAA